This is a messenger RNA of Poeciliopsis prolifica (blackstripe livebearer), 3256 nucleotides long. It is a transcript of the gene wdr26b, whose product is annotated as WD repeat domain 26b. The record is from RefSeq and is a predicted model, not a curated record. The transcript has 14 exons. Gene Ontology annotation, molecular function: protein binding. Gene Ontology annotation, cellular component: GID complex. Gene Ontology annotation, biological process: proteasome-mediated ubiquitin-dependent protein catabolic process. Bases 314 to 2146 code for a protein of 610 amino acids. Lineage: Eukaryota; Metazoa; Chordata; Actinopteri; Cyprinodontiformes; Poeciliidae.
CUGGCAACAAGGCCUUCAAUCUGGAAGCGUAACCUACAUUUCCCACCCGGAGCUUCGCCGGUUUCUAACCACGGCCGCUCUCGGUGAGGAAACUCUGGCCUCCGCUUCCUCCUCCUCCGACUCGGACACCGGCGGAGCGUCGCCGCCCCCGCGGAAGAAACACCGAGCCUCGGCGGCGGAGGGAGCAGGAGAGCCCGGGGCUUCAGCCGUUGUAACAGGCCUCUCUGGAGUUGUCCUAGGACUUGCCGCACACUCUCAAACCACCUCUACCAUCCACUUUAAUCGAAGUGUUGUUAACAACUUUAGCAACAGCAUGCAGUCAAACGGGGCAGGACAGGGACAAGAAUCCUCUGAACUUCCCUGCCUGAACAGCGCACAAAACGGGGAGUCAUCAUCCUCGGCCGGUGGAACCCACUCAAACGGGCUCCUGUCCAACGCAGACAACGGUAACGGCGUCGGUACCAGUAACGGGUCUUCGGUUGGACCCUGUUCGGGGACUUCGGCUCCCUCCACGGCCUCGGGUUCGGAGGUGGGCUCGUUGAAAAAGAAGAAACGGCUUUCGCAGACGGAGGAAGAUGUCAUACGAUUAAUAGGACAACAUCUCCACGGACUGGGGCUGAAUCAGACGGUGGACCUGCUGAUGCAGGAAUCAGGCUGCAGACUGGAGCACCCUUCAGCGUCCAAAUUCCGCAACCACGUCAUGGAGGGGGAGUGGGACAAGGCUGAGAAUGAUCUCAACGAGCUGAGAGCACUGAUGCAUUCUCCCAACGCCAUUGUGCGUAUGAAGUUCCUGCUGCUGCAACAGAAGUACCUAGAGUAUCUGGAGGACGGCAAGGUCUUGGAGGCUCUGCAGGUUCUCCGGGGAGAGCUGACGCCACUCAAAUACAACACGGAUCGGAUCCAUGUCCUCAGCGGGUACCUAAUGUGUAGCCACGCCGACGACCUCCGAGCCAAGGCAGAGUGGGAGGGCAAGGGCACAGCCUCUCGCUCCAGGCUCCUGGAUAAAUUACAGACGUACCUGCCCCCAUCCGUGAUGCUGCCUCCUCGGCGACUACACACUUUGCUGCGGCAAGCGGUGGAACUACAGAGGGAUCGCUGUCUUUAUCACAACACCAAGCUGGACAACAACCUGGAUUCAGUCUCCCUUCUCCUCGAUCAUGUCUGCAGCAGGAAACAGUUUCCCUGUUACACCCAGCAGAUUCUGACAGAGCAUUGUAACGAAGUGUGGUUCUGCAAAUUCUCAAAUGAUGGCACCAAACUAGCAACUGGCUCCAAAGACACGACUGUCAUAAUCUGGCAAGUGGACCCGGAGAGCCACCAACUGAAACUGCUGCGAACCCUGGAGGGGCACGCAUACGGCGUCUCCUACUUAGCCUGGAGUCCUGAUGACACCUACCUGAUCGCCUGUGGACCUGACGAUUGCUCUGAGCUCUGGCUCUGGAAUGUUCAGACGGGGGAGCUGCGGACCAAAAUGUCCCAGUCCCACGAAGACAGUCUUACCAGUGUGGCCUGGAAUCCUGACGGCAAACGCUUUGUCACCGGUGGACAAAGGGGGCAGUUUUAUCAGUGUGACCUGGACGGGAACUUGUUGGACUCGUGGGAAGGGGUGAGAGUUCAGUGCCUGUGGUGCUUGAGCGAUGGGAAGACUGUGCUGGCCUCGGACACCCAUCAGCGUAUCAGAGGGUACAAUUUUGAGGACCUCACAGACAGAAACAUAGUUCAAGAGGACCACCCUAUCAUGUCUUUUACCGUUUCAAAGAACGGUAGAUUAGCUUUGUUAAAUGUAGCAACUCAGGGAGUGCACCUGUGGGAUCUUCAAGAUCGGGUGCUUGUGAGGAAGUACCAAGGUGUGACCCAGGGCUUCUACACCAUCCACUCCUGCUUCGGAGGACACAAUGAAGACUUCAUCGCCAGUGGCAGCGAAGACCAUAAAGUGUAUAUCUGGCAUAGGCGUGGCGAACUUCCUAUUGCCGAGCUCACAGGCCAUACACGCACCGUUAACUGUGUGAGCUGGAACCCAGCCAUCCCGGGUCUCAUGGCGUCCGCCUCAGAUGACGGUACAGUGCGCAUCUGGGGUCCCGCACCAUUUCUCGAUUCGCAAGAGGCAGACGGACUCAACGAAAACAGCAGUAACAUGGACAGUUGAUGGUGACCUACAGAGCAGAUGACGUCUCAAUUUGACAACAACCCAAGAAUCCUACAAUAUAACAAAACGUAAAUGGGCAAAUACAAUUUGAUAUCACCAGAGAGAAAGUGAAGGAAAAUUCAGCAAAUGUCACCGACCCAUCUGAGAAAACAAAAGUGAGAAAAAUAUGGCUCCAGACCGGCCUAGACAAAUGGUGGACAUGAUGACGGACUCCCUGGAAUUUUGGGUCCGCAUCCAAAAAAAAAUUUGGAUCCCUUUCUAAAGACCUGGAAAGUCAGUCAGAACUCAGCGGGAUCUUCCUCUGAUGAACUCUAACAGCUGUUCUCCUCACUUCUAACUGACCCCCCCUCGUCCUCCAUUUUGCUCCAGUGUCAGUAGACAUGCCAGCUCUUUGCAAGUAUCUGAGGAAAUCCACGUCCACCCUGAGCCUGGGGCCUGCUGCAUCCUCGCGAUGCCUCCAGACGGACGGGACUGACGAGCCCUCUCCUUGCCGGACUACAUCCGUCUGCCCGUUUGUCUCAGACUCUCUAAUGUCUCUAUGGACAUGGGUGGGGAACUUGUUGUUGAGAGAGGGGGAUAGUGCGUGUGGGGUGGGGAAGGGCUAUAGUAGGUCAUCUGUGUGUUUUCCUUUUCCCCUUUUUACUUGCUAAAUUCUUCAGUCAUUUGGACAAAAGCUGAAAAUUCACGGUGAAACCAUCAACAGACCAGCUGAUAAAGAACACCGAUAGGCUGUACUAACUGUUUGAAGAUUUUUUUUUUUUUUUUUUAAAUGAUAGUCAUAGCGUUCAUUCUUGUUUAAGAGGCGAACCCUAGCUCAUGUAGUCCCCAAGGAAAACUUCAGCGUGAAGAUUCCACAUUCUGUUUCUCAGCAUUAGGGGGGGGAAAAAAACUUUUUAUCCCCUUAUUUAACAUCCAUCACGGACAGCUCCCCCUUUCACUCCCUCCUGGUCGAGCUAGCCUGUGCACAACUCCGUUAAAUCUACCUACGAGGAGGACAGAGUGAUCCACAGGUUACAUAUCCACUGUGAGGGGGUCACACACUGGUGGCGAGGUGUGCUUUCCACCAUCAAGACACGCAUAUAUAUAGAUAUGUAUAAACACACAAACACA